CUUGAUUCAACUGAGCAAUAUACAGUAUGUGGAGCUCAUCGUACCAGAAGACCGCGUCUGCGGCCUGAGAGGGUUAAGCAUGUCGUCCGGUAAGAGUAUGCGUCUGCGUUUCAAGGGUGAAAAGAAGCAAAAAAGGAAGAGGACCGAUGACGAAAAACGGAGGAAGAAGAGAAAGAAAAGCACCAAUGACGAUGACGAGUCAGACGCCGACGCAUACGGAGGCAACGAGCAAGCCUGGGUCGAAGUCGAGAAGGUAACGGACCUCGCAGGGCCUGCUUUCCUUGUCCAACGUUCCUUCACCCCUUCCGCGCAUGCCUCAGAGGGUGAUGCCUUCUGCCUAGCUCUCAACUCAACACUGCAGCGCGUUGAUGCCCAGCGCGUACAGGCGGCCGAACAAUUGAGCAAGGAAGACGCCCUCUUAAAAGCUGACGACGAGCUUCAAGAUGCGGAAGUUGUUCAGCUGGAGGUCGCCGAUGAGCAGCAGUUGGAACCGCGAGACGUGAUGCAAGUCUGGGUCGCCACACGGAUUCUAGACACACCAGCAGAAGCACCUCGAUAUACACUUCGAUCCGCAGAGGGCAAAUUUCUUGCAGCUGAGCGUAGUGGUUCCGUUGGCGCCUCGUCAGAAGCCAGAGGACCGCAAGAAGAGUGGACACUGGUCAAGAGUCCUGACCUCCCGGGUUUCCAUCUUCGGAGCUUUCAUGGAAAGUAUUUGACAUUUGACCACCUAGCGGGUGGCAAGGUCGCUGUGAGGGCAGAUUUCGAACCUCCAACGGACGAACGUGAGGGAGAAACUACUUCUUCAAUUUGUGUAAAGGUUCAGUGGAAGUUUCGUCACGAAGCCAGGAAGCGGGAAUCCGGACGAAAGCCAGUCCUUGGCAAAGAUCGUGCUCCUGCCGUCAGGACAUGAGUGCUGUAUAGUCGAAGAUAUCUGAAGCACGAUAACGUAGCUUUGCAGUCCUUACAGCACGAACUUG
Messenger RNA from Acaromyces ingoldii, 977 nucleotides. RefSeq lists its product as hypothetical. Gene Ontology annotation, cellular component: catalytic step 2 spliceosome; nucleolus; striated muscle dense body. The record is from RefSeq and is a predicted model, not a curated record. The coding region runs from base 80 to 910 and encodes 276 amino acids. Lineage: Eukaryota; Fungi; Basidiomycota; Exobasidiomycetes; Exobasidiales; Cryptobasidiaceae. The transcript has 3 exons. Gene Ontology annotation, molecular function: actin filament binding.